AUGAUCGUGACGACACCGUUAGGCCCUCUGUGUUGGAGGUUCACGACCGCCGAUGAUGCUUCUUUCUCCUCGUCACGCGAUCGUCGCACGCCUGACGGGUGUGGUCGUGACACCUACAGCCAGGAGGAGAUCCUUUCCUUGCGCCAGGAGAACGAGCGCCUGAUAGUGCAGGUCCGUGCUCUGCAGCGGGACCUGGAGGAAUCCAAGCGUCGCGGCAAGGAGGCGCUGGACCGACAGGCCGCCGAGCUCAUGGGCGGCUCGGCGCAGCACAUUGCGCGCAUGCAACGCAUGGACUCGGAGCUCAUCGCUGCCAAAGAAGCCCUCACUGGUGCGACGAGUGCUCGGAGAAUGCAAGAAAGCGAGAUGUCCAUCAGAAGUCUCGCCGGGGAACGAGAGGUCGUGGAAAGAGAGCGUUGGAACCUGCUGAAACACGUGCGAGAAGAAAGCGAGCGGUGUGUUCAGCUAGCAGCCGAACUCGGCAGCAAGGACGCCAUGGUACGUCAACUUCAAGACGAAUUGCGUCAAACAAGGGACGAGAACACGCGCAAUAGACUUUCGAACCUGAGCUGCGGGGCGACGAGCGAUGCGGAAAGCGGACGCGACGGAGACACCGGCGCCGCAGCCACGGAAAACGGCGGCCCGAACCCGGGCGCCGCCGCCUCGACGUCAGCGUCGGGCGACUCGGGUUCGAAUCCCUCGGGCGAGGGCAGUCAGGCUGUGCCGGGUACCCCAAACGGCCGCACCAGCACCGAACGCGAUCCCGGGAUCCGAGGAAGCAGCGAUCGAGAUUCCGGCGUCAACACAGUCACUGGCACUUUGUCCGAUUCUGCCGCCAGUCAGGAAGGUGCGUCUGGUGGUCGGACUUCAACAGGGGAACCCAUUUACGGGGAGUGCACUAGUGGUGGGUCCGGUAGUAGUCACUACCAAGCUCCCUACUACUGCCAAACGCCGUCUAGCUACUACUCCUCUCAGUACUACAGGAAGGCUGCCCCGAGCCUUCUUUACGCCUCGAUCACUUCCCGAGACUUGAGCUCAUUGAACGUCGGCCAGCAGCAAGGCGGCGUCUUGUCUCGGUCCGUGGAACACAUUUACAGCGCACCCAUGGGACCCUCGCAGGACCCGCGAGAAGGCAAACUGAAGCCUCCUUCGAUGGGCAAGGGCUUGCUGUUGCAUCCCGGAGGAAACCCGUCAUCGUCCUCUGGUUCCAAGGGAUUCGGGCUUGGCAUGAAGGGAACUUGGGGUUCCAUUUCCCGCGUGUUCUCGCGCAACAAGACCCGAAAGGCCCUCGACAGCACUGCGUACUUCGAAGCCCAGUUGCAAGCUGAUUUGAACUCCAUCAACAACGAACGGCACAGCUGGUCGCCGCGCGGGUCCAUGUGCGCACCCACAUCGCCGACAUCCAGCCAACACAUGAUUCAGCUCACCGACAGCCCCUCGAACUCUGUGUACGCCGAGCCACAGAGCUACUCGGAAAAGCUUCGUCUGCUUGAGGAGGCACAAACGAUCCCGUUGGAACAAUGGCGAGCCCCGACGAUUCAAGCCUGGCUGGAAUUGUCGCUUGGAAUGCCGCAGUAUGCAGUAGGUGUCGCACAUAACGUCAAGUCUGGCAAGGUGCUGCUGGAGCUGUCUGACUCUGACUUGUGCAACGGACUCGGGAUCAGUCAACCGCUGCAUCGCAAGAAGCUUCGGCUGGCGAUCGAGGAACACCGGUGUCCCGCCAUCUGCUCGCAGUUUCCGAAAAUGGCGUCGUUGGGUCAUCCUUGGGUCGCGUUGCAAUGGCUUCAAGAUGUUGGCCUGCCUCAGAUUCUCAACGACAGGCGCCAGAGCUGCGAUGGAGUCGAGUUCCGCGACCCGCUCGUGUGGACGAACCAGAGAUUCAUCGAUUGGGUGCGCUCGAUCGAUCUGGGCGAGUAUGCGGAAAAUCUGAGAGAGAGUGGGGUUCACGGCGCUCUUGUGGUACUCGAAGAGUCCUUCACCGGAGAUACGAUGGCGUCGGCACUAGGGAUUCCCAACUCCAAGACGAUCAUCAGACGACACUUGGCCGCGGAACUGGAUGCUCUCGUUGCUCCUGCUCGAUCCACGCUGGAAGAGGAGAUCAAGAGGGCGAAGACUGAGCGUCGCCGAGCGGACAAGCUGUCGUUGGGCGGGUCUCUCGGGCGAAACUUUUCGCGCAGUUACGCUGGCGGUUUGCAGGAGAGCAGCACCACCAAGGAAAAAGAGAAGGACAAGGAAAACUCCAGGUCACGUACCUCCUUGCGAGGUUCGAUCGGGAAAGCCUUCGGGAUGCUGGGCAGCAAGUGUGAAGAGUUGAAUUCCCCUCCGGGUUCAGGGUUGCGGGCCGAGUCAGGCGUGGACUCCGAGCUCGGCGAUUACGUUCCCAAUGACGACAGUCUGUGUUCAUCGCCAUCCGAGCCCGGCUCGAAUAAGCCGCUGCCCGAUGGCAUCCGCGGACCCAAGUACCACCUGAAUGGUCCUAGGGACAGUCGGGGGCACCACCCACCCAGGCACCACAGCCUCAAGUCCACGAGCGAAACGGACUCAGAUAGCAUGCUCACCAUCACCCCGGUCUGAUUGCGAGGCUGUCUGGGAAUAAAGCCCCCCCCCCCCACCCCCUUUUUUUUUUUUUUUGCUUCUGUAUACCCAUGAAGAAGAAGUCGGUUUCUCGAGUUUCUCUUGAUUCGGGAGACUCUUGGUUUCGCGGAACAUUUCGGAGAACAAUAAAGCCUUGUUCUGCACGAAUACAGAAUGAAUUACGCCCAACUUGACCGCCCGAAACGAUAAUAUUUUUUGGGGGAUUUGUGAACGACUAAUUAUGAAAUUUGCGUUCAAGGAAGGUGGGACAUGGUGGGGCGAUGUUCAUCUCAAGAGUUUACUUAAGCAUUUCUGGUGAUGUAAGUGAACUUUUGGUCUGUUCGGGACAUGUCCCAGUGUGAUUCAUUCAUUUUAUUAAUUUUUCCUGGUGAUUUUUCGCAAUCUUCAUCUCGUCUAUUAUUUGGCAGACAAUAAUAAUUGUCCCGCGCGGAGAUGGCACAUCAUGAAACCUUGUCCCAAAUGUUCUCUUUAAGAGAAUGAGUUGGGGUGAUGCAAGGAUUUUUCCGUUGUAUGUUGUACCUUUCUUUGAAGCAAAUUUCAUAAUGUGGCCGUAAAUAACCCCCCUGAAAUGUUCACGUUUUAUCGGGUCUUGAGUUGAAGUGCGUGUUUCAUCCUGUAUUACGUUGGAAGUGCUUUUGUUUUUUUGCCUCCCAAGCAAACUCGCGGUCAGGUUCGUUCUUCUGGCGAUCAGUUCACUACAAGAAGGAAGAAUUGCUUCAUUCGCCCGCCCCUUUUGACCACAGGCGUCGGACUCAGUGUAGACCUUAGGAAGGAAACCUGUAUUCACCUAAAGAGGAAGGAACAUGGGAGAGUGUCGGAAGGGAUUUUUUAUUAUAAACUAUUUGAUUUAGGCUCGGAUGAUCGAUCUGUUUCCGUUGGGGUCUUUUUUUUUAAAUCUUUGUCUCGUUUAUGGAGAAUGGAAUGAAAGUUUCCGGUUUGUUUCGAUGUCCAAAA
Molecule: messenger RNA, 3546 nt
Organism: Notodromas monacha
Lineage: Eukaryota; Metazoa; Arthropoda; Ostracoda; Podocopida; Cyprididae
Source: the annotation of a GenBank genome assembly